CCAGGAAGAGCUCGCAAGCAGUCAAUUGUCUUUCGAUCUCAUGCGAACUCAUGCGAGCAUGCUUCCGGACAGCGAGCAGCCUACUGCAAUGUGGGCGGGCCCGCACUGUCCUUCCCAAUGGCAUGCGGAAUGCCCUUGAACGGCUUCCAGCUUACGCCAGAAACUAUGCAGUUCCCUUCCGAGCACAAUCUGAGCUUGAAAAGCGCAUCGCCGAGAUUCCGAUCGAACGAUAUCGUAACUUUUGCAUCGUAGCGCAUGUCGACCAUGGCAAAUCGACGCUAUCCGACCGCCUUCUGGAGCUCACUGGAACUAUCCAGCCCGGUGGAAAUAAACAAAUUUUGGAUAAACUGGAUGUAGAGCGAGAGCGAGGUAUCACUGUCAAGGCACAAACUUGUACUAUGAUAUACAAUCACAAAGGAGAUGACUAUUUGCUGCAUCUUGUUGACACGCCCGGGCAUGUCGAUUUCCGAGCAGAGGUGUCAAGAAGUUAUGCUAGCUGUGGUGGAGCACUCCUUCUUGUGGAUGCCAGCCAAGGUGUUCAAGCGCAAACGGUGGCCAAUUUCUAUCUUGCCUUCGCCCAGGGCCUGACAUUGAUGCCAGUUAUCAAUAAGAUCGAUCUACCCCACGCCGAUACUCCACGAGUGCUGGAACAGAUGAAGGAUACGUUCGAGCUUGAUCCAGACAGCGCUGUUCUUGUGUCCGCAAAGACUGGUGUCAACGUUGAAUCGCUGCUGCCAAAUGUAGUGGAACAGAUUCCUCCACCUGAAGGCGAUAGCUCAAAGCCCCUUCGCUUGCUGCUGGUAGACUCUUGGUAUGAUGUGUAUAAGGGUGUUAUUCUACUCGUCAGAAUAUUCGACGGGCAAGUCAAACCUGGAGAUAGUGUCAGGUCCUUUGCUACAGGCAUUAAGUAUAUUGUUGGUGAAGUGGGGAUCAUGUAUCCCGAUCAAACACCGCAGACCGUGCUCAAGGCCGGACAGGUCGGAUAUAUCCACUUCAAUCCUGGAAUGAAGAAGUCUCAAGAAGCGAAGGUCGGCGAUACAUACACUACAGUUGGCUCGGAGAAACUCGUGGAGCCUUAUCCCGGUUUUGAAGAACCUAAGAGCAUGGUUUUUGUCGCGGCCUUUCCGACUGAUCAAGAUAACUACGAACACCUUGAGGAUAGUAUCCAACAGAUUAUUCUCAAUGACCGCAGUGUCACUUUGCAAAAGGAAUCAUCUGAUGCACUGGGUGCAGGCUGGCGUCUGGGUUUUCUCGGAACCCUUCACUGCUCUGUGUUUGAAGAUCGCCUGCGUCAAGAGCAUGGUGCAAACAUCAUUAUCACACCUCCGUCUGUGCCAUUCAAGGUCAUAUGGCGGGAUGGGAAAGAGGAGGUUAUUUCCAACCCGAACGAUUUCCCAGACCAGGAUACCGCCCACAUGAAAGUUGCGGAGAUCCACGAGCCAUACGUAUCCGCGACGAUUACCCUCCCCGAUGAGUACUUGGGAAAGGUGAUCGAGUUAUGCGAAGGCAAUCGCGGGGAACAGAAGGAGCUCACUUUCUUCACAGCAACACAAGUUAUUUUGAAAUAUGAUUUGCCCCUGUCGCACCUUGUCGACGACUUCUUCGGCAAAUUGAAGGGCGUCACGAAGGGCUAUGCAUCUUUGGACUACGAAGAUGCUGGUUUUCGCAAGUCGAGCAUCUCGAAGUUGAACUUGCUUGUCAACGGUGUACCUGUCGAUGCCGUUGCACGUGUGCUGCAUUCAAGCCAAGUAGACAAAGUCGGUAGGGCAUGGGUGGAAAAGUUCAAGGAACAUGUGGAUCGGCAGAUGUACGAAGUAGUCAUCCAAGCCGCCGUUGGUCGACGCAUUGUAGCCCGCGCGACCAUCAAGCCGUUCCGAAAGGACGUGUUGGCCAAGCUUCACGCCAGCGACAUCAGUCGUAGGAGGAAACUACUGGAAAAGCAAAAGGAGGGCAGAAAGAAGUUGAGGGCAGUGGGAUCUGUCGUCAUCGACCACGAGGCUUUCCAGAGCUUCCUAUCGAAGUAGAUAUUGUACAAUAUUUGUAUAUCGAAUGAUUUGUAUGACUGCGUUCCACAAUUAGGUACCGAUAUCUUCGUUG
Molecule: messenger RNA, 2097 nt
Organism: Aaosphaeria arxii CBS 175.79
Lineage: Eukaryota; Fungi; Ascomycota; Dothideomycetes; Pleosporales
Product: translation factor GUF1, mitochondrial
Exons: 2
Coding region: 51-2024 (657 amino acids)
Biological process (GO): positive regulation of translation
Cellular component (GO): mitochondrion
Molecular function (GO): GTPase activity; mitochondrial ribosome binding; GTP binding
Source: RefSeq, a predicted model, not a curated record